AUGGCGGAGCGAGUCCAGCAGCCCCCGGCCAAGCGGCUCUGCUGCCGGCCCGGCUACAACCCGGCAUGCAGGCAGGGGCAGCGGGCUGGAGGAGUACUUUGUGGCGGUCCGGGGUCCGCUCCAGGGGGAUUGGGAAAAACACACAACCCCGAAUCGCUGCUCGACAUCGCGGCUCGGAGAGUCGCAGAGAAGUGGCCAUUCCAAAGGGUGGAAGAACGGUUCGAACGGAUUCCAGAACCUGUCCAGAGAAGGAUCGUGUACUGGUCGUUUCCGAGGAGCGAAAAGGAGAUCUGCAUGUAUUCUUCGUUCAACGCAGGGGGAGAUGAGAGUGGAACUAGCGGGGAAAACAAUGACGAGACCCAGCUGCCUUUCCUACGGGGUGUCACUCUGCUGGAGGGCGGUUGGGUGGACAACGUACUGCAAGUCGGGUUCCAUCUGAGUGGUACGGUAACAGACCCGGCCACGUCCUCUCAGCCUGAGAUGGUCUGCAGCGUGAGCGUCAGCUUCGACCGCUGUAAGAUCACCGCGGUGACCUGUAGCUGCGGCAACAAGGACAUAUUCUACUGCGCCCACGUGGUAGCGCUGGCCCUGUACCGCGUACGGAAGCCCGAGCAGGUCAAACUGCACCUGCCCAUCUCAGAGACGCUGUUCCAGAUGAGCCGAGAUCAGCUGCAGAAGUUUGUCCAGUACCUGAUAUCAGUGCAUCAUACAGAGGUGUUGCCCACCGCACAGAAACUGGCAGAUGAGAUCCUGUCAACUAACUCUGAGAUCAACCAGGUCCACGGGGCCCCAGACCCCACUGCAGGGGCCAGUGUGGAUGAUGAGAACUGUUGGCACUUGGAUGAGGAGCAGGUCCAGGAGCAGGUGAAACUCUUCCUGUCACAGGGAGGAUACCAUGGCUCUGGGAAACAACUAAACCUCCUGUUUAGCAAGGUGAGGGAGAUGCUGCGUAUGCGUGACUCCAACGGAGCACGGAUGUUAACACUGAUCACAGAACAGUUUAUGGCCGACCCUCGCCUGGCACUGUGGAGACAGCAGGGCACCACCAUGAACGACAAGUACAGACAGCUCUGGGACGAACUAGGUGCCCUGUGGAUGUGUAUCGUGUUGAACCCCCACUGUAAGACGGAGCAGAAGUGCUCGUGGCUCAGAGAGCUGAGGAGGUGGAACAGCGUGGACGUGUGCCCCUGGGAGGAUGGUAACCAUGGCAACGAUCUGCCCAACCUCACCCACUCCCUGCCUCAGGGUGCCCAUGGCAACCAAGAGUCGCGUCCCCACAGGACGGUGUUCACACGGGCAAUCGAGGCGUGUGACCUCCACUGGCAGGAUCGUCACCUGCAGCACAUCAUUGCCAGCGACCUCUAUGCCAACUACUGUUACCACGACAACCAGGACGGCUCGCUCUUCGACACACGUGGAUGGCCCAUGUGGCACGAACACGUCCCGACGGCUUGUGCUCGGGUGGAUGCCCUGCGUUCCCAUGGUUACCCCCGCGAAGCACUUCGAUUGGCCAUUGCCGUGGUAAACACACUACGACGGCAGCAGCAGAGGCAACUGGAGCACUUCCGCCGACAUAAGAAAGAGCUGCUCCAUAAAGCCAUCACCUCCAUAACCAACAUGGAAGGCUGGGUGGGUCACCCCCUGGAUCCCAUCGGCACCCUGUUCAGCACCCUCACUGAAACGGGACGGGGGGCAGAGGAGGGGGCCAACACCUGCCUUGACCUCUCAGAUUGUUCCAGUGUGGUGAGUCGUGCGGAGCUGCAGCGGUUGCCAGUGCAGAGGUUGCUAGGCGAGGGCGAAUCAUACGGGGCGCUGGCUGUGGAGACUGCUCUGAUUGGCUUAGGCCAGCAGAGGGUCAUGCCUGAUGGGCUGUACGCCCAGGAGAAGGUGUGUCGCAACGAAGAGCAGCUAUUGGCCAAGCUGCAGGAAGUGGAGCUGGAUGACACGCUGGUCAAGAUCUUCCGCAAACAAGCCGUCUUCCUGUUAGAGAGUGGGCCGUACAGUGGCCUGGGAGAGAUUGUCCACAGAGAGAGUGUUCCCAUGCAUACCUUCACCCGCUAUCUCUUCACCUCUCUCCUACCUCACGACGCUGAACUGGCGUACAAGAUUGCACUGAGAGCCAUGCGGUUGCCUGUGUUGGAGUCCACAGCCUCGUCAGGUGACCUGUCGCGACCCCAUCACAUGGUGUCUGUGGUCCCCAACCGCUACCCUCGCUGGUUCACACUCUCCCACAUAGAGUCCCAGCAGUGUGAACUGGCUUCCACCAUGCUGACCGCAGCCAAAGGUGAUAGUUGUAAGCUGGAGACGGUGCUAGAGUCCAUCCAGAAGAACAUCCACUCCUCGUCUCACAUCUUUAAACUGGCCCAGGACGCCUUCAAGAUCGCUACACUGAUGGACAGCCUGCCAGACAUUACACUGCUCAAAGUUUCACUGGAGCUUGGGCUACAGGUGAUGAGGAUAACCCUGUCUACGUUAAAUUGGAGGAGGAGGGAGAUGGUACGGUGGUUAGUUACCUGUGCAACCGAAGUAGGUGUGUAUGCGUUGGACAGCAUCAUGCAGAGUUGGUUCACCCUCUUCACCCCGACCGAGGCAACCAGCAUCGUGGCCACCACCGUCAUGUCCAACACCACCAUUGUCCGCCUGCGCCUGGACUGUCAUCAGCAGGAGAACCUGGCCUCUUCCGCCCGGACCCUGGCCCUGCAGUGUGCCAUGAAGGAUCCCCAGAACUGUGCCCUCUCCGCCCUCACCCUCUGCGAGAAGGACCACAUCGCCUUCGAGACGGCCUACCAGAUCGUCCUGGACGCGGCCGUCGCGGGGAUGAGCUACACGCAGCUGUUUACGAUAGCUAGGUACAUGGAGCACAGAGGGUACCCUAUGAGGGCGUACAAGCUAGCCACGUUAGCCAUGGCUCAUCUAAACCUCAGCUACAACCAGGAUACCCACCCGGCUAUCAACGACGUGCUGUGGGCCUGCGCUCUGAGUCACUCGCUGGGCAAGAACGAGCUGGCUGCCGUCAUCCCCCUGGUGGUGAAGAGCGUGAAGUGCGCCACGGUGCUUUCCGACAUUUUGCGGCGGUGCACGCUGACCACGCCGGGGAUGGUGUCGGCGCUGCACAGCCGCAGGAACUCUGGGAAGCUGAUGUCGCUGGACAAGGCUCCGCUCAGGCAGCUGCUGGACGCCACAAUCGGGGCCUAUAUCAACACCACGCACUCUCGCCUCACGCACAUCAGCCCGCGGCACUACAGCGAGUUCAUCGAGUUCCUGGGGAAGUCCCGGGAGACGUUCCUCAUGGCCCACGACGGACACAUCCAGUUUACCCAGUUCAUAGACAACCUUAAACAGAUCUAUAAGGGCAAGAAGAAACUCAUGAUGCUGGUGAGGGAGCGGUUUGGCUGACCAGGGUCGGUCCCUAGUACUUUUCUAUUAACUCGCGUCUGCCUUUUUUUCAACUUCUUUUGGACUUGAACAUGGACAAGUAAAGAGAGAGACCAAGCGAAAGAAGGAGAGAAAAAAAUACUGAUCAGAGCCACACGGUAUUAUCGUGAUUUGCUGUUAUUGUUAUGAGCGUUAUUACUGUCAUUGCUAUGUGUACAGACGUGUUCUAUUUUCAGAAGAAGAAACGUGUCAAGUUGUGAAUGUUGUGAGUGUUUCUCUGUGUGUGCGAGAGAAAAAACAGGAUAACGAAAAUGGCUUUUUCUGUUCGUGUUUUCUAUUAUUAGCAUUUUUUUUAUUGUGUUUUUUAUUUUGGUUUUAUACUGAGUAUAUUGUUGUCAAGUGGCUAAAGGCCCUUGUGCAAAAGCGCUUGUGUAAAAACGCAUUGGCAGCCUCAAAGAGACACUAUGGCUUUAAAACCACACAGCACCUCUUGGCUAUUGGCUACCGAACGUAGGAUGCACUGCACAGCUUGGCUCCUUGAGAAAACCACCAUUAGCAUUUCUGUUGACUCGGCACUUGUGUUUUCUCUAGGUCAUAGGCAUGAGAGAGGUUCUAGUUGUAGAAUAAUGCUCUUAACAGACUCGUUGUUUCAGAUGUAGUAAUAAUGAAUAUCUGUUAGGUUGAGGACGGCAGUACAGGACCACAGUAAUGCCACAUGCACCGUAAGAUGAGGAUAUGGAGUAUUAUCAAAGCGAUUACUAGCAUUUGAUGUAUUAUGGCAGAUAUAUCCCAUAAUGUACUUCGAACCAUCAAACUUGUAAUUGUGGCUUUGUUUUUUUUGGUUGAAGUCUUAAGAUAAACUGUUGCUGGAGA
This is a messenger RNA of Salvelinus namaycush (lake trout), 4248 nucleotides long. Its product is annotated as zinc finger SWIM domain-containing protein 6-like. The transcript is spliced from 14 exons. Gene Ontology annotation, molecular function: zinc ion binding. The record is from RefSeq and is a predicted model, not a curated record. Lineage: Eukaryota; Metazoa; Chordata; Actinopteri; Salmoniformes; Salmonidae. Gene Ontology annotation, cellular component: Cul2-RING ubiquitin ligase complex. Bases 1 to 3396 code for a protein of 1131 amino acids.